GGCUGCUGUGUGUGUAUGCUGCAUGUACAGUAUGAAAUUUCCAGUUUCACUAAAAAUACAGUGCUGUAGAGCGAAUGUUGUCAACUGGUUUCCGUUAAUGCUGGCUGCGCACAACGCGUGUUAGGUGUUGUUUGGUGUUGGCAAACUCGCUGAAAACGUCGAUUGUAUAAUCACUACUUCUCUUUCUCUCCGCUGUAGCUGCUCGCUCACUCGUUUUCCUUGCCUUGCUUGAAGAGUAAAAACGUGUCCUUUUUUCCUGGUUUUUGCAAAUCCGAGGUCAACCACGGUUGUUCAUCAAGUGGCCGCUGCAAUCCAUUCCCCGUGCUGCUCUUGACGUGCCGCGACUGCCUUUAUAAAGCGGCCACCAUGCUCUGAUACGAAUUUCCCCCCUCCACGUUGUUGUGGUGUGGAUGUGGAUUCGCCUUGCCUUUGUGGACGCGUUUACGUAAUCGGUUCGAUAUCCUCUAGUCUGUAGCUGUGCGGAUUGCGGGAGGCUGCGUCAUGUCGUCUCCCAGCGCCGGGAAGCGCCGUCUGGAUACGGAUGUGAUCAAGCUGAUUGAGAGCAAACUGGAGGUGAACAUCCUGGGUGGUCUGAAUCAUUUCUCGGUGAAAUUCCGCGGUCCCAAGGAGACCCCGUAUGAAGACGGCGUGUGGAAGAUCCGUGUCCUCCUGCCGGAUGAGUAUCCCUUCAAAUCUCCGUCCAUUGGCUUCAUGAACCGGAUCUUCCAUCCGAACAUUGAUGAGUGCAGCGGGACGGUGUGUCUGGAUGUGAUUAACCAGACAUGGACGCCGCUGUACGAUCUGCUGAAUGUCUUUGAGACCUUCUUGCCUCAACUGCUGACCUACCCCAAUCCAAGUGAUCCCCUCAAUGGUGAUGCGGCCGCUCUGUUCCUACAGAAGCCGGAAGAGUAUAAGAAGAAAAUUCGUGAAUAUGUACAGCGUUAUGCCACGGAGGAGGCCCUGCGGCUGCAGGAGCAGCGGGAUAAUCCCGAUCGGCAGGACAUGGAUGAUGAUGACGAUGAGAGCUCCAUGAGUGAAUUCUCCGAGGAUGAGGCCGAUAAUAUGGAACUGUGACGCCCGUGAUGCAUAUGGGCGGAUAUUCACACCAAAUUUAUUAUUUCAGGUUGUUUUUGUUACGUCUCUCUCUCUUUCUUCUCUUUCUUGGUCUUUGAACGGAAAAGAUAAAUGAUGGUUAUAUCUCCUCUACAUUAUAUUGAGCCGAGAGUGUGUGCUUCUGUUGUCCAUUUUUGAUCCAAGUCCCGUUGGCCCACACCAUAUUCAUCCCGCAUUUUUGAUAGCAUAAACCCCUGUUGAGAAGGAACGCGCCGCGUGCGCGCGUCGGAAGAAAAGUGUUAUUUUUGUUAUCGUCCUCCUCCUCCGUGUGACUGCUGUGUGUACAUAUCUCUCUAUAUGCCCGUGGAAGGAAGAUGAUGGAUCGUGACUCGUCAUAGAUGGAAAAUAUGCUGUUCGGCAUCGGAAUGGUUUCAUCAACAUACACCCAUACAGCGCGGCUGCUUCAUUUUCAUCAUCAUCGCCCCCUUCAUCCCGCGAAAGAGCAGAAGGGAAACGGCGUUUCGGGCGCCUUUGUCCUCUGUCCGGAAUGCAAAGGGAUCAAUAACAGGCGGGCGCGCGUGCACACGUGCACCCUGGCCUCCGUCGUUUGGAUGUUAUUACGGCAGAUUUUAGGUUAAUUUCUUGGCAUAUUAGCGCGCUGUACUGGUGAACUGUGGGUGGGGGAAUGAUGGUCGCAAUUGUACAGUUUGGGGAGGGGGUUGUGCCCGGAAUGUGGUGUUUCCUUUCUUCCGCGUUGGGUGAUUUUUCAGUAUAGAUUUUUGAGGAUAAAAGAAAACACGCUAUUCAGUUUCUCUAUCUUCAUGUGGUGACUGCGUCGGUGGUGUUUUUUAAUCUAACCCGUGUUUUUUUUUUUUGCUUUCUUCUCCUUCUAUAUUGUUUGUGUUAUAAUACUUUUCUUCGAUUCUUUCCGUGAUCGUGGGCGCGGCGGAUAUGUGCACGAUGGAUUGGAGUUUGUGUUGUUCGUUUGGGGGAAUGUAGUGUAGAUAUAACAUAGUGCGAUGUUUUUUUGAUAUAUAGAUGGUUCUCGAGAAAUAAAGUUAUCUUCUGUUA
This is a messenger RNA of Paramacrobiotus metropolitanus, 2124 nucleotides long. RefSeq names its product ubiquitin-conjugating enzyme E2 H-like. Bases 502 to 1074 code for a protein of 190 amino acids. Gene Ontology annotation, cellular component: nucleus. Gene Ontology annotation, molecular function: ubiquitin conjugating enzyme activity. NCBI's taxonomy places the organism in Eukaryota, Metazoa, Tardigrada, Eutardigrada, Parachela, Macrobiotidae. The record is from RefSeq and is a predicted model, not a curated record. Gene Ontology annotation, biological process: protein polyubiquitination; ubiquitin-dependent protein catabolic process. The transcript has 3 exons.